CACUUGGAGCUCGCUGCCACCUCAACAUGGAGUAGCUGGAGCCGAGCUCUUAGUGCCGAAGUGCGGGUUCCGUUGAGAGGAAUACCCGGCGCCAUAUAUUUUAUUUAUCUGCCAAAAAUAAAAAUAAUAAAAAAAUAUAUAUAACACGCAAAUGGUAAAGCGGCUAUAUUUAGCAGAGUCACUGGGAAGCCCGGCUUUUAUUUGAAAAGAUGGCGAACGACUCUCCAGCUAAAAGUCUGGUAGACAUAGACUUGGCUUCAUUGCGGGAUCCGGCUGGGAUAUUUGAGCUUGUGGAGGUAGUUGGAAAUGGCACCUAUGGACAAGUAUACAAGGGACGUCAUGUCAAGACUGGACAGCUGGCUGCCAUCAAAGUCAUGGACGUCACAGAGGAUGAAGAGGAGGAAAUUAAAUUGGAGAUCAAUAUGCUUAAGAAGUAUUCCCACCACAGAAACAUAGCCACCUACUACGGUGCUUUUAUUAAAAAGAGUCCCCCAGGACAUGACGACCAGCUAUGGCUGGUGAUGGAGUUCUGUGGUGCUGGUUCAAUCACAGACCUGGUGAAAAACACAAAGGGAAAUCAGUUAAAGGAAGAUUGGAUCGCCUACAUUUCCAGGGAGAUUCUCAGAGGUCUUGCCCACUUACACGCCCACCACGUGAUCCACCGUGACAUCAAAGGCCAGAACGUCCUGCUGACUGAGAACGCUGAAGUCAAGCUCGUGGACUUUGGUGUGAGCGCUCAGCUGGAUCGGACGGUAGGGAGGAGAAACACGUUCAUCGGCACUCCAUAUUGGAUGGCCCCAGAGGUCAUCGCUUGCGAUGAGAACCCAGACGCCACAUAUGAUUACAGGAGUGAUCUGUGGUCAUGUGGCAUCACGGCGAUUGAGAUGGCUGAAGGGGCGCCCCCGCUUUGUGACAUGCACCCCAUGCGAGCUCUCUUCCUCAUUCCAAGAAACCCUCCACCCAGGCUCAAAUCCAAAAAAUGGUCCAAAAAGUUUUUUAGCUUCAUAGAGAGCUGUUUGGUGAAGAACUACACGCAGCGUCCUCCAACCGACCAGCUGCUGAAGCAUCCCUUCAUUCGUGACCAGCCCAAUGAGAGGCAAGUUAGGAUACAGCUCAAAGACCACAUCGACCGGACCAAGAAGAAGAGGGGGGAAAAAGAUGAAACGGAGUACGAGUACAGCGGCAGUGAAGAUGAGGAAGAGGAUCCUCCAGAGCAGGAAGGAGAGCCCAGCUCGAUCGUCAACGUGCCAGGAGAGUCGACUCUGCGCCGCGACUUCAUCCGCCUUCAGCAGGAGAACAAGGAGCGUUCAGAGGCGCUCCGUCACCAGCAGCUCCUUCAGGAGCAGCAGCUCCGCGAGCAGGAGGAGUACAAGCGUCAACUGCUGGCUGAAAGACAGAAACGCAUCGAACAACAGAAGGAACAGAGGAGGAGGCUGGAAGAGCAACAGAGGCGCGAACGGGAGAUGAGGAGGCAACAAGAGCGCGAGCAGCGGCGGAGGGAGCAAGAGGAGAAGAGGCGUAUGGAGGAGAUGGAACGCAGACGCAAAGAGGAGGAGGAACGGCGGCGAGCCGAGGAGGAGAAGAGACGGAAUGACCGUGAGCAGGAGUACAUCAGGCGUCAGCUGGAGGAGGAGCAGCGACACCUGGAGAAGCUGCAGGAGCAGCUGCUUCGAGAACAGGCCAUGCUGCUGGCUGACGAGCGUUUCCGUAAGAACAUUCAGGGCUCCCCACAGUCUGCCCCUCCUUCUAAGCAGCCCCCUCUGCCUCCCCGCUCCUCUGAACCUUUCUCCAAUGGGGGCCCCGCCUCGGAGGCCUCCGCCAUGCACCGCCCCAUGGAGCCUCAGGUCCAGUGGUCCCACCUGGCUGCUCUAAAGAGCAGCAACAAUGCAGCCCCCUCUCCUCCUCCUCCGCCUGUGGUCUCUCGCUCCCAGUCCUUCAGCGAGUCUGGUGGUGUGAACUCUAGCUUUGCACAACUUCACCUGCGGUCCCAGGACCCCCACCAUCAUCAUCACCCAUUGCCUGCACGCCCCGACCCCCAACCUCCCCUCCACCACCCUCAGGCUCAGACCAGGCUUGAACGCCAGACCAGCAGUGAGGAGGUCCCUCCUAAGGUACCAGUGAGGACUACAUCCAGGUCUCCUGUGCUGUCACGCCGAGAGUCACCUCUACCAUCACAGCCCAACAACCAGAGGAGUGCAGGCAGUAGUGUGGAGCAGCGCCCCCUGUGGGACAGAGUGGAGAAACUGCAGUCUAGGCCAGGCAGUGGCAGCUCCUCUGGAUCUAAUGCCAGCUCCCAGGCCAGUCCAGGCGACCGCUUCAGGCCACGUUGUGAGUCACCUGCUUCCUCUAAAUCGGAAGGAUCGCCUCUCCAGCGUCCAGAAAACAUCCUAAAAAAAACAGAUGAGAAGAACUCCUCCAGACCCACAAGACCCGCUGACCUGGCGGCUCUGGCCAAAGAGCUGCGUGCAGUAGAUGACGUGCGGCCUCCUCACAAGGUGACGGACUACUCCUCGUCGAGCGACGAUUCCGGCACCACUGAUGACGAAGAUGAGGAGGAGGUGGACCAGGAGGCAGGAGAUGAGUCUACCUCAGGGGCUGAGGACUCCAGAGCAGGGAGGCUGAGUAAUGGAGAGACAGAUUCUGCUAAGACCAUGCUGGUGGAGGACCUGGAGAGCGAACAAGCCACCACACCUUCCAAAGAUGGCACCCUGGUCAUCAGACAGAGCACAGCUGACAUAAAGCGGUUGGUCAGUCUCUCAUCUUCCUCCUCUUCCUCGCCUGGCCCUGGCCCAGGGCACGGCCUCCCAGAGAAAAACGGCUUUCCCGGCCACAUUCACCACCUACCAGACCUUAUCCAGCAGAGCCAUCACUCCCCUUCCUCUUCUACAACCAUCCUUUCCUCCAUCUCCAUGUCUCCCUCCUCCUCCUCUUCCUCCUUUCAGUCAUCUUCUAGCCAGGCCAGUCCUGGAAUGUGUCCACAAAUUCCCUUGGAUGAGCUCACUGCCAUAGAGGUAUGUUGCCCUCACACCAAAGAGGCAAACGAUCAAGGAACGGCCGGUUCAGAAAUAUACAGGCUUAGAUGUGCAGAGAUCAUUUUCCCAUCUAAUCCUAUGUAUCCUGACUGUACCGUCCUUGCUUGUUGGAGCCUCCCUUCACCCUUUCCUGCCCCUCUGCAUCCUUCUGGUUUCACCACUGCUGCUGUCUGACUCCGCUCACACCCUGUUUCAAACCCUGAGCUCCAGCAUCUUUCCAUUUUCCUGCUCUGCAAUGCGCCCAUUAAACUGCCUCUAACAUCGGUGCCUCCUGCUGGUAAAAUGGCAUCACAACAUGGAGGAGACUCCUCUGAAGAGAGAUUUUGGGUUAGAUUGACUUGCAUCGCUGCUGAUGAUUAAAUCUUUUUUUUCCCUCUAACAAAUCACAGCUUGUGUCUGGAUAGACUAUUGUUUCUUCUCGUUUUUUACACUGUUGUUUCCAUUUGAUGCUUUUUUUCUCUCUCCAGUCUCUAAUAAAUUAACAUUCUGCAUGAAAUCCAUUGGUUUUAACAUGUUUAGUGCUCGGUUUGUUUUCAGCUUAAAUUAGCAGUUGGGGGGAAAGCUUUUAUUAUAUAGAGAGCUACAG
Cyprinodon variegatus (sheepshead minnow) is the source of this 3618-nucleotide messenger RNA. RefSeq names its product mitogen-activated protein kinase kinase kinase kinase 4. The record is from RefSeq and is a predicted model, not a curated record. Bases 210 to 3206 code for a protein of 998 amino acids. NCBI's taxonomy places the organism in Eukaryota, Metazoa, Chordata, Actinopteri, Cyprinodontiformes, Cyprinodontidae. The transcript is spliced from 22 exons. Gene Ontology annotation, molecular function: protein kinase activity; ATP binding. Gene Ontology annotation, biological process: protein phosphorylation.